AUCAAUCAAUCAUUCAAGCGGAAAGGUUCAGGAAAACGGAGAAAGAACUCGGUUACGGCCCGUGAGCGACUUAUGAGAGUUAUGAGAGAGAAAGACCACUCACCAAGAAAGAUGCUUCCUAGCCCGAAACAGGGCUGCGUAUACCCUGCCUUAGGAUUAAUACCCACAUCGUAUAUAUCACACGUACCUUAUGAUCUGGCCUCCUCGGCGGCGGCAACAUCCUCAACGUCCUCGUCGUCCUCCUCGCCAACGACAACAACAACGACCGCUGGCAGGCUGCAACAUCAACAGUCGCUUCAGCAUUCCCACCAGCAACAUCAGACGUUGAAUCACCAUGCCAAGGGCAAGAGAAGAGGCAGCUUCGAUCAGCCGCUGGAUCUGCGGCUGGCCCACAAGAGGAAGACGGAUCUGGCGGACCAGGGACCUCUGGAGGAUGAGAACAGCAACCUGAUAAUGUUCGCCAGCGAACUGGCGGUGGCUCAGCAGAAGGAGAAGGAGCUGAACAACAAUCAUAUAGCUGCCUCGUUGGCCGAUCUGGGUUUCGAUAUGAGCCGGAAAAUGCUGAGGGCCUUGAGGGAGGGUGGAGGAGGGGGAGGACCACCCACUGCGCCGCCCCUAACACCACCGCAAUGUUCGAUUCCCGCCGUACAUCCCACACUCCUAGAAGCCAUGACCAAGAACUUGCCCCUGCAGUAUCGCAAUGUGUUCGCCGGGGUUUUGCCCGGCAAGGUGACGACGAGUCCGGCGGCCUCCAGCAGUCCCACGGGAUCCGACUUUCCCUUCCGGCAUCCGCUGAAGAAGUGCGAGCUCACCUGGCCACCGCCCACUGAGCAGCUGCAACUGGAGCUGCCCCUGCCGCAUCCGAAUGCCAAGUUGUCGCCGGUACUGCCGCAUCCGCAGCUGCAGGACUAUCAGACGCGGCGAAAGAACAAGGCCAGAACGGCUGCCACGGCGGGUGGCAAUGCCACGCCCAAUCUGCCGCAGCGCAACAAGGAUCGUUACACCUGCAAGUUUUGCGGCAAGGUCUUUCCAAGAUCGGCGAAUCUGACGCGGCAUCUGAGAACCCACACGGGCGAGCAGCCUUACAAGUGCAAGUACUGCGAACGUUCCUUCAGCAUUUCCUCGAACUUGCAGCGCCACGUGCGGAAUAUCCACAACAAGGAGCGGCCCUUCAAGUGCGAGAUAUGCGAGCGAUGCUUUGGCCAACAGACGAAUCUGGACAGGCACCUCAAGAAGCACGAGUCCGAUGCCGUGUCCUUGAGCGCCCUUUCCGGGGUGAGCGAAAGGAUGCACUGCAUACGGCGGUUCUGCGAGAACCCCACCGAAGAGUCCUACUUCGAGGAGAUACGCAGCUUCAUGGGCAAGGUCACACAGCAGCAGCAGCAACAGCAGCAACAGCAGCAACAUGAUCAGCUGCAGCAGCAGCAGCAACAGCACCAGUCAACAGCAACAUCGGCGGCCAGUUCGUGUUCCUCGUCGCGUGACACGCCCACUUCCUCGCAGGAGGAGGCGGCGGCGGCGGACAACACGGCCGCACCCACUUCCUCCAGUAGAGACCAAGAGGAGCAGGAGGAGGAGGACUCGCAGCCCAUUCUGGAGCUCAAGAAGACCCUGACCUCCAAACUCUUUCCCACGGCGGCAACGGCAAUCACGCCGCCAACAACAUCCAUCAAGGAAGAGGAACCCUAACUACAGAUAAAGAGCAAUUUCUACAAGCAAAUUUCCUAUAGCAGAGCAGCCAGCAGGAGAUCCCUAAAACUAUGUCUAAUAUCUAGCUGUAAAUAAGUAUGCCUAAAACCCUAAAUGUUCUACAAACGUGUAAAUCGAAUUGUACAAAUCGAGAAUUGGCAGAUCCAUAAAUAUAUGUAAAAAUACGAACGUAUGUGCAUAACUAUUAUUAGAUUCGUCUUAAGCAUUGGUAUUCUUUUGUACAUAUACACACACGAGCGUGACACGACGAGAAAUGUAUGAAAAAUAAUGACAAACAAAACAAC
Molecule: messenger RNA, 1994 nt
Organism: Drosophila takahashii
Lineage: Eukaryota; Metazoa; Arthropoda; Insecta; Diptera; Drosophilidae
Product: MDS1 and EVI1 complex locus protein EVI1-A
Biological process (GO): regulation of transcription by RNA polymerase II; urogenital system development; embryo development
Cellular component (GO): nucleus
Molecular function (GO): DNA-binding transcription factor activity, RNA polymerase II-specific; RNA polymerase II transcription regulatory region sequence-specific DNA binding
Source: RefSeq, a predicted model, not a curated record